This is a messenger RNA of Cryptosporidium muris RN66, 4176 nucleotides long. RefSeq lists its product as uncharacterized. The transcript has a single exon. NCBI's taxonomy places the organism in Eukaryota, Apicomplexa, Conoidasida, Eucoccidiorida, Cryptosporidiidae. Gene Ontology annotation, cellular component: catalytic step 2 spliceosome. Gene Ontology annotation, molecular function: helicase activity; mRNA binding. The record is from RefSeq and is a predicted model, not a curated record. The coding region runs from base 1 to 4176 and encodes 1391 amino acids.
AUGGAAUUAAGUGAUCCAAAACUGAAUUCAUUAUUGAGUGAAAUUGGCAUAUUUGGAGAUUUUAAUGUGGAACUUAGUAUAGUGGAGAGAAAUAUAGUUAAUAUUGAAAAUUUGUAUACAAACUAUCUUUCUAGUAAUCCAUCAAAGAAAAUAUUAAGUAUUUUAGACUAUUAUGGAUAUCUUGAAAGAAUUUUAAUUACACAUUUUGACAAGUUAAUCAAAUUUCCCGACUUAGAAAAACCUGUCUGCCUAUCUAUUGCAAAUCUAGUACUUUACAAAUCUUUUCAUAAUGAAAACCAAAAAAUUUAUAUGUGGAACUUAAAAGACUCAGAAUAUAAAUUAAAAUAUAAGGCAAUAUUUUUCAAGUCCCUAAGUAAUGUGAUAUCUAUUUUUUUUGGUACUUUAGAAUUUGAAGCAAGAUACUGUGAUAACUUGAAAAAUUCUACUAAUUAUCGUUCUUUAAGCACAUAUGAAAAAUAUGUUUUAGUAAGUUUGAUCAAUAUAUUCUUCCAAUAUUAUGAAAUAGAAUAUGUUAAGGAGUUUAUUUUAAAGUGUUGUAACCCUUACUUGUGGACCUACACUCCCAGAUACUUAUAUGAUAAUUCUCGCUUUUAUUUAGAUAAACAACUAGACUUAGAGAAAUUUAAACCACAAUUUAUACCAGUAAUACCCAUAAUAAUUUUGUAUUUUUUGGAACAAAUGGACCAAAGUAGGGAUAUUACUAAUAAUGAGAAGGUGAACAACUCUUUAGGCUCGUUAUCAUUUUUGGGAUUGAAUUUUUCUCAAUUUGAGAAUGAUCAAGAUGUUGAUUAUAGAUAUAACCAAAUAGAUUUGAUUAAUUCUGGACAAGUAGAAACUUUGGAAACUUGGCGUUAUUUACAAAGUUGUCUGCAUUUACUACUCUCUCUGAUCUCUCAGAAGUUUACUAGGAUGAUCCUAUUACCAUUUCUAUGCAGCAUAUUCUUUAUCUCAAGAUGUAAAUUAUCCAAGUGGUUUUUUAGUAGGCAAGGAAGACUUUAUUUUCGUCCAUUUGUUGAAAUGUUAAACUUUUAUAUCCAGUACUUUCCUUAUAAUAGUGAUGAACAAUACAAGCGAAUAAGUGAUUUUCAGAUGUGUUUAUUUAAGAAAUGGAAUUCUUCAGAAGAAUAUAUGUCCCAGAAUAUACCUGAGGAUCUUCUAACAAGUCCACCAAGGAUAAUUGGAAAUCCUGAAGAGUUUAAUAGGCUAAUUAAACAGGUACCAACUGAUAUAAUAAGAUCUAUUGCAAUUGAGCUUGGAAUAUUUCCAAUAGGUGUAGAUAAAUUUGAAGAGUUAUAUUUUUGGAAACCUAAUGUAAAUAUUCAUAGUAUGCAAGAGAGUGAUAAACUCGAUAGAAUAUAUUUCAUUCAAAUAUUAAGUGAUUAUCUUACUCUUAAUAAUUCAUUUGCAUAUCAUAUAUCAAAUAUUGCAAUCUUACCUUCUGAAAAUUUAAUUUGGGAUCCUUUAUUAUCUGCUUCAAUCUCUAGCCUUGAAAUUAAUCACACUUUAUUAGAUGAUAUAAAUUUUGCCUUUCCACAAUUAAACUUGGAAUAUUUGGAUAUCAACGACUUUUUAUUUAGAAACUUUUUGCUUUUGAGACUUGAUAGCUAUCAUCAAGUACGAGAGGAUCUUGAAGAUGUUAUUGCACGCCUUGACCCUCAAAUAGACAAUGAAAAUAGGGAUUUAUCACUAGAGCGGACCACUUCUAUUAUAUUUCGUGGAUACUCUAGAUUUGCUAUCCCUAUACAUUCCUUCUCAAUAUUAUAUAUAAGUUCUCCAAGGUUAGGCUCGUCUACAUUAGAUGAAGUUUGUGUUGAAUUCGUGCUAAAUCUUAAAGAUAUUUCUCCCGAAAUUGCAUUAGAAUGGGAUUAUCUGAAAAAAAAAGAUGUAUUAUUUUUAGUUUCAAUGACUAUGCCUUCAAUACACAAAACUGAAUCAAAUAUUGAUAAUUAUUCAUUUGUUGAUUUAUACGGUGUAAAUUUAGUACGUGGUUGCAUUAUUGUAGAUAUUUUAGAUGAGGCUGGUGUUUCUAUUAAUAGUUCCAAGAAUGAAGAACCCAAAGGUACUUGGAGAGUUAUUCGUGCUUUGCUAGACUCUGUUGUUGUAAAUGAAGAUAAGAAACUACUCCGACAAUCACAGGAUAUUAAAGAAUAUAGGAAUAAACUAAAUCUAUUGGAUUUAUACUCUAAUUUUAAUAUUGUAAUUAGAAGAGAUCCCAAAAAGAACAAUUUUUACACUACUUUAAAUAAUAUAAAAAAUUUUUUGAUUGGAGGUCCUAAUUCUGAGUCCUUAAUCUCUGACAUAUGGUUUCAGAGUCUUAUUCUUGGAAACUUACCAAAAGAAAAUACUUAUAAAAAAUUAGAAAAUAAUAUUGAAUUAUUGUCUGGACCUGAAAAUAUAAUUUUUACUGAAGAACAAGCAAGAGCUAUUUAUUCAAGUUUAAAUAAAGGAAUUACUAUUAUAUGCGGACCACCAGGUACAGGAAAAACAGAUAUAGCCUCUAAUGUUCUUAGUCAACUCUGUAACUCCAAUUCAAACGAAAGAAUUGUAGUUAUUGCACAUUCUAAUCAUGCUCUAAAUAAUUUAUUUGAAAAGAUAUUAAUGUAUAGUACAAUUCCUACUGAUCGUCUACUUCGUCUCGGAUAUUCAAAUUUGGAUGGUAUAGAAAAGAAUAAAACAAUUGAUUUGUCACGUGAUUUUAGCUUAGAUGGUCGUAUUAAAUAUAUUCUGGGUAUGAAGGAGUCUUUAUUACUGAGUGCUAAAUAUAUUCUAAUGUCUGUUAAAUGCGUUCCAAUUGAUGAAACUCACAUCACUUGUUCAUCAUUUAAUAUCUUAUACAAGCACUUUAUUGUACCAGUAGUGGAGGAACUAGAAAUCUCAUUAAAGGAGUAUUCUCAAAAGUCUCAAGAACUAACUGAAGAUUACUGUAGACAAUUUCUAUUUUCACAAUACUGGUUAGAUUAUGUUGGAUGUAAGCUAAAAAAUUCUCUAGAUUACUUAGAAUGUCUUAAAAAUAUUAAAAGUGUCUUCACCCAAUUGGAGGAGAUAGAAUUUAUGGAAAUACUCACUACCAAUCAUGAUAGAGGUCAAUAUAUCUUGAGCAAGUAUUCUAAAGUUAUUGCUAUGACUUGUAGGUAUGCUAUUUCACAUUUAGAAUAUCUUAGAGAACUGAAUUUGGGAAUUACUACGGUUAUAAUAGAGGAAGCUGCUCAAAUUACAGAUGCUGAAAGUAUAUUACCAUUAUUUAUUAAUCAAACACAUAACACAAUAUCUAAAAAUAUUAAUGAUAAAACUCCAAAUCGACUAAUUUUUAUUGGAGACAAUAAACAAUUAGCCCCAACUGUUACACAUCCUUUAUUAAAACGUUAUAGUAAUUUGGAUCAAUCUUUAUUUGAAAGGCUACUACGACUUGAUCACCCUUGCAUCUUCCUAAGCAAGCAAGGGAGGUGUAGAUCUACUAUUCUACACUUAUUUUCACAUAAUUAUUAUCCUAUAUUAACUAGUAUGCCUCAUAUUCAAGAUAUCAAAUUCCAAAAGUGUAUCUCUGGAAUUUAUUACGAAUAUCAAUUUGUUGAUAUAGAACAGGGUAUAGAGUCUCAACCAAUGCCUUACUUUUAUCAAAAUUUAUUAGAAGCAGAAUUUGUAGUUGCAUUAUAUAUGUACUUACGUUCAGUUGGUUACCCAUCAUCAAGCAUUGCUAUUUUAACUCCAUAUAUUGGACAGGUAAACCUUAUAAAUGAUAUUAUUAGUCAAAGAUGUAGCUGGAAUCCCCAUUUUGGUAAGCCUCUGAAAGUUACAUCUAUUGAUCACUUCCAGGGAAGGCAAAGUGAAAUUAUUAUCUUAUCUCUCGUUAGGACAAAACAUAUUGGAUAUUUAAAGGAUUUAAGGAGAUGGAAUGUUGCACUAUCACGAGCUACAUUGGGUCUAUACAUUGUUGGAAAUUGGAAGUUAUUUUCUAGAUGUUUGGAGUUAAAGAUCUUAAUUGAAAUACUUGAAAAAAGAUCAAAAAAUUUAAUAGUAUUACCAAAUGAACCUUUUCAAUCAAAUAGAAGUAUAUAUGAUGGUAUUGAAGUUAAAGACACCUUAAAUAUAACUAAUCAUAAGGAUUUAUGGUCUUUAGUACAAACUAAAAUUAAUAGUAGAUCAGAAGUUAAUUAA